AUGGCGGCGGGGGGCUUCCGCGAACUUUCGCAGCACCUCUGCGUCAACGGGAUCGUGCUCCUCACGUACAACUGGCGCAGUAAGUACCAUGCGCAUGACGUCUCCAUUAUGCGAAGCAUGUGGGACCUCAGCUCCAGCCUCUACAGCCAUUGGUGCGUGCCCACGGGGCUGCUCGCGUUGCUCCAGCUGGCUUUUGCAUGGUGCACGCAGACGGCCAGCUCGGAGGUCUAUCAACUUGCGGGCGGUCCCUUGAUGCUGCUUGUCACCAUUGUCCUCUGCAAGAGUUGGCUCCUGAUUUACAUGAGCCGCCUCCAUGCAGUCGGCGUUCGCAUCCAUGCGAUCUCCAACUCCUUGACCGGGGGUGCGACGAGACAGAUGAUGGCCAUCACGCUCAUGAUUUUCGCCUCCUUUUGCUUGGCCUUCCUGAUUCUUGCACGCAGCAAAGACCACGGUUGGGUCUUGGCCUCUGCCUACCGAGGACUGCUCUUCGGUGAUGGGAGCGGCUUAGAUAACCUUGGCCUCAACGUCGAUGAGGAAGAGUAUGCCCGGAACGACGUCAUGCUCUGUGGAGUCAAUCUUAUUGGCUCCACCUUCUUCAACAUCAUCAUCCUGAAUCUGAUUAUUGCCGUCUACAGCAACGAGUAUGACAAAGUUCAGCAUGAAGUGCCGCUCCACUUCCUCCAUGCUCGUGCGAAGUACUGCGUGAUGUACUACUUGUCCUGCAACCUCCUCCAGUGGAGAAGCGAGCAGUUCAAGCUGUUUGUGAUGGUGGCCGCUGUCGCUGCUGCAGCUGUUGCAAUGGUCGCUUGCACUCUAUGGCCCUUUUGGAGCUUUUGGUCUCUGGCUCUGCUCUUGUCCGUGGCACAGUCGCUUAUUGCAGCUGCCAUGGUCCAGUGCGAGUGGUUUAGCAUGGAGGGCGUUGCCUUCUCCAACCAAGAGCAUUUCAUCUGGAUCUGCCACAAGUCCGAUCUGGUUGACCAUUCACUUCUCGACAGCAGCAGUUCGCACCAGGAGGAUGAGUUCCAGGACCGCCUUGCAGAGGUGCGUGCGUUGAUGGAGUCGCGGUGUCGAGGUAUCGAGUCCCAGGUUGCCCAGGUCGACCGAAAGUUGGAUUCGAUACUGGCGAUGCUCGAGGAGACUGAGUAG
Molecule: messenger RNA, 1146 nt
Organism: Symbiodinium sp. CCMP2592
Lineage: Eukaryota; Dinophyceae; Suessiales; Symbiodiniaceae
Source: the annotation of a GenBank genome assembly